Molecule: messenger RNA, 4493 nt
Organism: Homarus americanus (American lobster)
Lineage: Eukaryota; Metazoa; Arthropoda; Malacostraca; Decapoda; Nephropidae
Exons: 5
Coding region: 456-1073 (205 amino acids)
Source: RefSeq, a predicted model, not a curated record
UAUUAGACGGAGGAGCACCGACUGUCUCCUUGUGUAUAAUUUACGUUUUGUUCUAUCACACAGCUCAACUUUCAAGUUUUACCAAAUUGAAAAAAAGAAGUUCGCGAGUGAUGAAUAUCCUGGAAAACGCCUGACUUGUUUUAAGAUGGGAACACUGCCUUUACCGGAACAACUUUGGAUGACAUGUGUUGACCUUACAGGUUCAGAUGCUGUAGUUUGUGUGGCGGUAGUUCAGCAGCAGCGGCCUUGUGAACAGUAGGCGAGGGGAGAAGCAGUACCGGCGCCAGAAGGGUAUUUCUUGCCAGAGCGACUUUGCUACCAGCAGCAUUUCUAUACUACGACCACCACCAAGAAGAGCAACUGCAGCAAUUAUCGACUACGCCGGCACCCAUCUACCACCACCACCAGUCGUAUCGUAACAUUUAGAAGAACUAGAAGAUACCGGGUGUGGGCGGAUGGGUCCAGAACGUCAUCGGAGAUUGCUGGGGGUGUUGGUGGUGUCGCUGGUGUUGCUGAUAUCGUCUUGGGUGGAUGAUGACGACCCAUCCACUGACCACAAUCCUACCACUCGCUCCUCCAAGGUGAGAGGGCCGGUCAGCAGGAGGAUCAGCAAGCCCGUGUGGGAGGAGGAUGGAGGGAAGAAGAGGAAGGGCGACCAUGGAGGAUACAACACACCCACAGAUGAAGAGGAGGAGGAGGAGGAGGAGGGCAGUGGGCCUUCCUUCGCCAAGUCCUUGAAGGCGAAGUCUCGUUGGUAUGUGAAGACUCCGAGUUUCUAUUUUGAUCUCUACUCGUGUCUGCCUCGAUUCAUAUGUGAGGUACACGCCCAAGCUUCCAGCACCGAACUAACCCAACUUGAGAAGGACGUUAUAGGACUCUUCAGGAACUAUGUUGUGCUGGAAGGCCCUGGAUCACCCGCCUACAACUACCAGCUGGCGGCACAUAUGGGUCAGCUGGCCACAGGACUCGAACCUUCGCCCUGUCACUCUCUCUAUUCUUCCUGCCCACUCAACAGGCUCCAGGUCAUUGAAGUCCUCAGGAAUGUCAAGAGCACCAAAAAGAUAUUUUCCUAAUGAGUCUCGGAAGAUUGUGCGGUUUAUUGAUUUUUUUAACUGAAUUUUAUGUUGCUAGCGGAUAUUAGAGGAGUGAUGAAUUUCUAGAAUUUUUUUUAAGGAUCCGUUGGUGUUUCUAGGUUUUACUGGUUCCCUGGUGUUUUCCCAAGAGAGUGUAUCCAAAAUGUGUAAAAGAAUGCUCACAUAACAAUGAAGGUUUUUGGGAACAUCAGAGAAAUCAAAAAGAUAAUUUUUUUUACCGAUCCCUUGGUAUUUGAGACAGAAGAGUGUGUACGUCCACUAAGUCCUGAAGCAAUUUUCGUAUCGGGAAAGAAAAAUUAUAAACCUAUUGUGAAUGAAAAUAUUUGUCGUACAAUCAUUGAAAUCUGAAAUGGCUUGGAUAUCUAGGAUUUGUUUUGUGUGAACGUGAAUGACUUGUGGGACAAAUUUGUUCAUGAUACAUACAUACAGUAGGUAAAUGAAAGUAUUGUACUAUACAGUGUUAAGUAAGCAGUUGGUUACCAGAUAAAUGGAAAUAAAGACAAUUCUAGGUGCCAAGAAGUGAUAUAUAGUGCCUUAAACGUAAUUAAAAAGUGCUAAAUAGUAUUAUACAGUGAGAGAUCAACAUUGGCUUCUGAACACAUUGAAGAUACUCAUGAUGCUGAUAAUGGCUUUGAUAUCAUAAUUUCUUGUUGAUAUACCUAAGUGACUUCAUUAAUUUAUAUAUUUGUUGUGAGAUUAGGAUGUAAUGGUGUUGAUUUGCUGAAGUGCCUUAAGAAAUGAUUCAACUUGGCUCUUAGAGUGAACGUGAAGUCAAUUUACUCAAGUGCCUUAAGAAUUUAAUUGGUAUGUCUUCUGUGUUUGUCCCUAAAGUACCAUGAGAGUUGUGGUACGUACAGUCUCUUUCUCUAUUUUUUUCCCACACUACAUUCCACGUACAUUUAGUUUUUAAAGUCUGAGCAUCAUUCCAUAGACCAUACUAAUAAAAAAACAUUAUCUUCUUAAUCUAGCCAUUACGUUAGGGUUUGACUGAAUAAGCAAGUAUACAGUACAGUAUACUUGUCACCCACAACAUGAGGAUCAACUUGCACCUGGCUUUCACUGUGUAUCAUUUGCUCAACACAUUCUGCCACAUGAAGCUUCCCCAUAACAAGCUUGAACUCUUGUUACAUCUUGAAUCUCUGUCUUCACAUUAUUUGUAUCCACUCAGCUCUGUUAUGUUUUCCUCGUUCGUAAAACUGCAGGUACAGUACUGUAUUUUUAUCUUUGUUGAGUUUUAAACAUUCCAUAGUUUUUAAAAGACAAGUUUGACCUUGGCUUACCAUAUAACCCAUACAUGUAUAUGUUUUUUCUCGCCUGGUUUUAGUUUCCAUUGUAGCAAUACCCAGAGAGUGCCUAUUUUUCUCUCCCUUGUAUAUCUAGGGGAAGGACCUAUUUUAUAAAUCAUGGGACUAAGGAUAUGCACUUUUACCUCCACAUGAAAAUUUUUAUAUAUGAACGAUUUCAUUAUAUUGUACCCAUCUAUUAUUAAUUAUACUAAAUAUUACAGCUCUGUGUUUUCAUGUUAUUUUGAUACUCUUAAUGGUUUUGUGAUGUUUAUACUGGAUGUCAUUACCCUUUGCAUGUAGAUUUUAUUAGUUCAAGGACCCAGCCACGCAGUGUUAUUGCAGUGACACCCAUAUAUGGUCAGUGUUUUGACAGGUUUUAACUAUUCCUUUUGUGGCUAUGACUUAUCUGACACACGUUUUGUUCCUGUUGUAAGGCUUUAUAAUGAAAUGACUAAUUUUUGUGUCUAAAAAUAUUAUCUCAUUGAUAGCACAACGUAUAGCAAGGUAGAACAAAAAUUAAAAAUUGUGAUACUGUACUGCAUCAGGAAUUCGAGUUACCAGUAUUUAGUUAUCAGUACGGGAAGGUCGGGGGAAAGUAGAUUGGAACAAGUUGAGCAGAGAGGCGCCUGGUCAUAAUGGACCCAGGAUCAUGUGAGGUGUAUAUUUAUGAUAAGAUAAACUGAACUCACAUUGUUGUAACUAAACACUUUUGUUGAUAUAACUUACAGUAGUUUGUUGUCAGCCGUCUACCCUUGACCUUCAUGUGUUGGCUCACCCCAGGUGCAAGUCGACAUAGGUUGUCGAGAUAUGAUGGAGAAACUGCACCAACUUGUUCCCCUACUCUCCUCACCCCUUCCCUUAUCAUGUCUACAUGGAAAUGAUGAAGACCCAUCCCAGAACAUGUUUGUAGAUAUAUACGGUAUAUAUAGUAUAUGUGUACAAUAUAUAUAUUUUUCUAACAAUAGGCUGUUAAGUGUGAUUAAUUCGUGGAAAGAAUGUUUGUGGAUUUUGGAGUAUUUUUUUAUGUGCAACUCUCCCCUUCUCUUGUCUGUAGGGAAUACAUCACAGUAUAUGGAAAAAUUAAGUUAAAUCUGUAUGUGUAUGUGAUGAAUGUUUUGUGAUAUUUAAGAGUAGUUUUGAGCAGUGUUAAGAAAUGUAAAUUAGUUUCCAACAUACCCAUCCAGCUCUUCCAGCAUGGCAAGCGAGAUAAUGUGGCGUUCCUCUACCCUAUAUGCUCUGCCAGGUAUAAUAGGCAGAUUACUGGAGCUUCUCAAGGGAUUAUUCGACUGGUAAUAUUGUGUUUUAUUGGUCAUCGCAUAAUUCUUGUCAAUACAAACUCCAUGCAAGUUUGUGAAAGUCCCCAGGCUUAGACUUUGACAUAAGGGCACACCUUAUACCCUGUAAUUCAUCAUUUUAAGUCGGGCUUUGUGUGUGGACUUGACAAGGUUUCUGAAGCUGUCAGACGUAGGUGAAAGUCAUUCAUCGUCUUGUUCUGGUUUGAGCUGAUCAGUUAUCAUAAAGACUAUUGACACAGUAUAUGUUCUGUUCGUUCCUUCACUUAAUGAAAUCGUUUGGUUUCCAUAAAGUUUCUGGUCGGGUGCUGCGAUAAAAAGAUAUACCCCUGUACUAUGAUUUUGCUUUUUAUUGUGAUCAACAUAUAAUAGAUUUCUUUGGUAAGAAAGUGUCAGCUGGUAACUAUAAUCUGAUCAUCUAAUGUGGCCAUAAAGUAUUAAGUGGACACGCGCUUGCCAUAAAAGAGCGCCUUUGAAAACAGAAAACUGACCAACGUUUAUUUGGCAUAGUUAAUGUAUUAGUCAUUAGGUGGGAGAACUUUGGUUUGGCUUAGCAUCCAGAGUCACGUCACUGUUGGGUGGAAACAGCUGUUGAGGCUGUCUUGUCUGGUAGGAGUCAUAGUGUAAAGCUGAACUGUCACGAGGAACCAAGUUGGUCAUAAAUGCUGUCAACUCCAAUGUCUAGUCCUAUGUGUAGAAUUAACUUUGAUUUUAGAUUUGCAUGAACCAUUUAUUAUUUCCUUUGUCUUCCAAGGAACUGACUAUGCUUUUAUUUUUAAUUACAGUACUUAUUUUUUUUUUUAAUAAAAAUAAUGGAAAAA